CUGUUGGGUGUUGCCCUGGGUGUUGCUGUUGGCCAGAUAUUGAAGAUCUACACAACACUGACAGCAAUUGAGGAGUCUUACAUUGGCUUCCCCGGAGAAAUACUUCUCCGUCUGCUUCAGCUGGUUACUACGCCGCUAAUUGUAACAAACGUGAUAAUUGGAGUAAACAGUGCAAAUUUGAGCAACUCCAGAAAGAUCAACUCACGGGCAUUAGUGUAUUUUUCCUUGACCACGGUGUUGUCUAUCAUCAUUGGGUGCUUGAUGGUUGAGUUGAUCAAGCCAGGGGUCACUCUGAAGUCCUCCAGUUAUGUAUAUGACGAUGAUGACGAGUCCUUCGCGUCUAUCCACGGUUUGAAAGAUCUACUAAGAAACAUGAUACCGCAAAAUGUGAUUCUGGCUGGCUUUAAGGUGUACAAGACAACGAUUGUGAUGGCAGAUCUUGAAGGUGACGAUGACAACUCCACCAUAGGGGAGGGGCAUCAACAAGUGCGUUAUGAGGGCCAGUUUAUCAAUGGGCUCAACAUUGUGGGUUUGACUGUGAUAGCGUUUUUCUCCGGGAUGGCCCUCAGGAAAGUAAGGGAAAGAGGAAGAGUGGUUUUGGAUGUGGUCACUGGCCUCAAUGAGACAACCAAAAUUGCAGUGAAGAUGAUAAUGUGCUAUUUGCCAAUUGGAGUCAUGUCCCUGAUGGCGAGUUUUGUUGUGGAGAUUGGGGAUAACUGGGAGGCAGUCAUCUGCCUUGCAAAAUUCAUUGCAGCGGUGUUUGUCGGGCUCCUCAUCCAUGGAUUGGUCAUUUUACCACUCAUCUUUGUGUUGUUCAUGCAAAAAAACCCAUAUGUAAUCAUUAAAGGGGUUUUUCCUGCCUUACAUAGGGCUCUGAUCAUCUCACGCACCCAUGCGGUCAAGCCAACUUACUGGUGCCUUGAGGAAUUAUUUGGAGUUGACAAAAGAAUCACUGACUUCAUGCUGCCGAUUGGCAUCAAUGUCAAUAUGGAUGGGACAGCCCUUUAUGAAAUGGCGGCGACAGUCUUUAUCGCCCAACUUAGCGGCAUCCGUUUGAACUGGAGCAAGUUAUUUACCAUGGGUGUGACUGUGGCCUUGUCCUCUGUUGGAGAAGCAGGAAUCCCAGCAACAGGAACCGUCACCACAUUCUUCAUUUUAACAAUCUGUGGGAUUCCUGCGAGGGAUGCUUCCCUUUUGCUGGCUAUAGAAUGGCUGCUAGACCGUUGGAACGCUGUCAUCAACGUCCUUGGGGACUGCUUUGGCGUGUUGAUUGUCCACCAUCUGUCCACAGCUGAACUGUCAGAAAUGGAUGAUGGACAACCUUCCAAUGACAGUUAUGAGUCUGUGGACUCAGGCAUUUUGGAUCCGGGGUCCAUCCAGCGGCCACCGAGUCCUUCCUUCACAUAA
Molecule: messenger RNA, 1407 nt
Organism: Menidia menidia (Atlantic silverside)
Lineage: Eukaryota; Metazoa; Chordata; Actinopteri; Atheriniformes; Atherinopsidae
Source: the annotation of a GenBank genome assembly